AUGAGAGUUGAGCUGAUUGCUAAGUGGGACACGACCAGGUACAUGAACAAAUCUUUGCCUAGUACGGGUUUUGAGAGUAGGGAAGGCUUUGAAGAAUGGCCUCCACUUAUUUGUGAAUCUCGAAAGGAAUUGGUGACUAAGUAUCCUAAAAAUCGGCUAGAUGAGAUUCCAAAUGUGCACUUGCUCAAGUUCAACUUCAUGUGGUACUUUCGGAGCAGGCUGAAGGCUGAAGGCCAAAUUCUUGAUGUGAUCUGCUCUUUAGGGAGCUUUGACUAG
This is a messenger RNA of Prunus armeniaca (apricot), 276 nucleotides long. The record is from the annotation of a GenBank genome assembly. Lineage: Eukaryota; Viridiplantae; Streptophyta; Magnoliopsida; Rosales; Rosaceae.